Molecule: messenger RNA, 1278 nt
Organism: Chelonia mydas (Green sea turtle)
Lineage: Eukaryota; Metazoa; Chordata; Testudines; Cheloniidae
Gene: GADD45A
Product: growth arrest and DNA damage inducible alpha
Exons: 4
Coding region: 151-630 (159 amino acids)
Biological process (GO): regulation of cell cycle
Cellular component (GO): nucleus; cytoplasm
Source: RefSeq, a predicted model, not a curated record
UUUGUCCCUCAGAGGCUGCGGCGCUGCUGGCGGGUGCGGGCGGCGCGGCGGGGGCCGGGGUCGCAGCUGGGGCGGCGCAAGUUGGCGUGAGGGUCGCGGCAGGGCCCCCGCCGGUGUGUCGGGAGGGGCGGGGCGCGCUCCGGCUGCACUAUGACUUUGGAGGAGCUGGCUGGAGAGCAGCAGGCGAUGGGCAGGAUGGAGACGGCGGGGAGCGCGCUGGAGGAAGUUCUCAGCAAAGCCCUGACUCAGAGGAGCGUCACCGUCGGGGUCUACGAGGCGGCCAAGCUGCUCAACGUGGAUCCGGAUAAUGUGGUGCUUUGUUUGCUAGCUGCAGAUGAGGAGGAUGAUCGGGAUGUUGCUUUGCAAAUCCACUUCACCCUGAUCCAGGCUUUCUGCUGUGAGAAUGACAUUAACAUCCUGCGAGUGAGCAACCCAGGCCGGCUGGCUGAGCUGCUGCUUCUGGGGGCAAGUGGGGGAGCUGAGCAGCCUGCAGACCUGCACUGUGUGCUUGUCACAAAUCCCCAUGCAUCUCAGUGGAAGGAUCCAGCAUUGAGUCAGCUGAUUUGCUUUUGCCGGGAAAGUCGCUACAUGGAUCAGUGGGUCCCAGUGAUUAAUCUCCCCGAGCGAUGAUGGUAUUUGGAUGAAAACUAAUUGAACAAAAUUGCACUGAAAUUUUGAAAUACUUUAGCGGUUGGUCAGGAAGUAAAUCCCUAUACCUGAUGAAAGGAUUACAAACAACUGAUGUCAAGUGGGUAGACUGAGAUUGAAGAACAUGGUGUGUGGGACUGAAGGAAGUUGACUUUGUAGCCAGAAAGUUAAGGGAAUGAAAAAAGAACCUGUGCUGAAAGAGUUGUAAGCAAGUGUGUCACAAAGGAACUAAAAACCAGGCAGGAAGAUUUAAGAAGCUGCAUGGUUGAGUUACUUUCAAAAUGUACCAAACACGUUGAAGUUUUAAAAGUGCAACUAGUAGUUUCUGGUUUAAAACGCCUUUAACACGAAAGAGCAAAAAGGUUAAUCAAAACUUUUUUAAAAAUGUAUUGUAUUUUGGGAUGUUGAUGCUCAAGGUUUUAUUCUAAGAUAUACUAAGUUAUUUUAUGAUAUUGACAAAGAUUUUAUUUAUGCUAUGAACUUCAGAACCAGAAUACCCUUAAGCAACUGGUAUACAACUACACCACUUGUUUUAAUAAAAUAAAAUAUUAAAACAGCUACAUUAAUAUAAUUUGUUUGAAACUGGAUGGUGUUUAUUUUACUGAAAUAAAAAUUUUAAAACCUCAAAAA